CAAACUACCUACCUAUCAUAUACAUACUGGAUACUGGAUACUGGAUACUGGAUACUGAUAUUGAGCAGAGCCCCUGCAAUGAGUGGAGUGAAGAUGUUACAUUGCAUUCACAACCCCACCUUUGUACAGAGUAACCUUAGCACUUAGCAAUCCCAUGCAAGCUUCAAUAUCAAUAUCACUGAUGUAUCAAUACAACAAUACUCAAGUCGAGUAUUCGCCUCCAAAUCCCACCAAAAUGACCACCCCCAAUCCCCUAGAAAACACCCCUCCCUCCGCAUCUAUCUCAGAAAAAACCUAUCACGUCGCCGGUAUCCUCACGACCGUUUAUGGACUCGAAGAAAUAUCCCCCUCAUGUACAUCAAUAUCAUGUCUAUGGCUCCUCCAUCCACGACUCCAAACCAAGAAGAUAAUGGAACCUAUAGCCUCAAGAUGCAUACAGACAUGGAAUCAACAAUCGGGAUCUAGUCGAACGGUUGGUCUCAUUGCUGUUGCGUUUGAUCAGAGAAAUCAUGGAAGUAGGGAAGUGAAUGCUUUAGCGAAUGGAUCUUGGAGGGAUGGUAAUGAAACUCAUGCUCAAGAUAUGUUCAGGUUAGAAAUCAUGAUUUUGUUUAUAGAUUGAAAAUAGCUUAUAGUUUUUAGCAUUUUUCAUGGAACGGCAAUGGAUACAAGUCUUCUGAUAGAUCAUCUGCCUUCUUAUAUCUUCAAUACUGAAGACUCGCCUCUCAUUGAGCAACAUCUUGUCUUGGGUAUCUCCCUUGGAGGUCAUUCAGCAUGGCAGGUACUAUUCUCUGAUCCUCGAGUUACGGCUGGUAUUGUGAUUAUUGGAUGUCCUGAUUACCUCCGUGAGUCUCCAAGAAUUUUGAAAUCCAAAAAUGGCAGAUCACAUGUUAGGAGAGCAAACAUAUGAUUGUAUACUUUUAGCUUGAGCCUAUGCUUAGCCGAUUCAGUGUCCAGGGUCAAACUGAGCAAAGUUCUCCAAUCAUAUACAUGAGUCAACAAUCCUCAACAAACACAAACUAACAACCCCAGGUAUGAUGAUCGACCGAGCCCGCCUCUCCAAACUCCAAACCUACACCAGCUCCACAACCCCCGGCACCACCUUCCCAGGCAGCAAAGACUUUCCCCCCGCCCUCAUAAACAGCCUCAAAAAAUACGACCCCGUCGGUCUCCUCUUCGGCACCUCCCCUAUCCCCUCCACUUCCACAUCCCCCACCAAACAAAUCCUCCCCCAGCACCUCCAAAACAAGCGAAUCCUCAGCUGCUCCGGCGCCGACGACAAACUAGUCCCAUACCACUGUUCAUCACCCUUCCUGCAAUUUUUAAAAAAUGCCACUGCAGUCGGUGGAUACUAUGAAGAGGGGAAUGUAUAUGUAGAAGAUAAAGUGUAUGCGGGCGUAGGACAUGCGUUUAGCGAGGAGAUGUUUAGAGAUACGGUGAGGUUUGUGAAUGAGACUUUAGUGGCUAAGGAGGGAGAAGUGGUUGGUUUGUCGAAGAUGUAGCGUGGUUUGUAUGGUACGGUGUAAUGGAAAAUUUCUACUCGUACAGCGAAAUCAUAUGCGUUUUUCAUACCGAUACUGGUGUACUAAUCUCUCUAUCUAC
This is a messenger RNA of Sclerotinia trifoliorum, 1599 nucleotides long. The record is from the annotation of a GenBank genome assembly. NCBI's taxonomy places the organism in Eukaryota, Fungi, Ascomycota, Leotiomycetes, Helotiales, Sclerotiniaceae.